CCCUCCUCUGUUCUCCACCCAUCCCCACCUCCGCCGCAUUCUCGAGCUCGGCUCGCCCCCUUCCCAUUUAAAUCCCUGUCCCCGAAAUUUAAACCCGGCAGCAGCAGAUUGCCACCACCAACACCACCCAUGAAUAGCGCCGGCGGCGAGGCUUCGGCGGCGGGGGGAGGGAAGGUGGCGUGCGCGGCGUGGAUCCGGCGCCGGGACGAGAAGGCGGCGGCGGCGCGGGUGUUCGCGGCGUACGGCCGGGCGGGGGCGGCGGGCUCCCCGCCCGCGAUCGAGGUGCUCGGCUUCGACGCCAAGGAGUGCGCCCUCUCCCCCGAGCCCCUGGCGAGGGCCGUGCUCGGGGAGGGCGGCGCGGGCGAAGCGCCGCGCGGCAUCGCGGUGCACCCCGCCGGCGACGAGCUCGUCUGCGCCACGGCCAAGGGCUGCAGGUUAUUCAAACUGAUUUUUGAAGAGUUCUCUGUUCGCAUUAUUCCACGAGAUGCCCCACCUCUAGAAUCUGUUGGACCACAGAAGUGUCUUGCUUUCAGCACAGACGGUGCCAAAUUUGCCAUUGGUGGAGAGGAUGGACGUCUCAGAAUAUUCCAUUGGCCAAGCAUGAAUGUGCUCUUGGAUGAACCUAAAGCUCAUAAGUCCUUCCGAGACAUGGAUAUCAGCUUAGACUCGGAGUUUUUAGUUUCAACAUCCACUGAUGGAUCUGCAAGAAUAUGGAAGAUAGAUGAGGGCACACCACUGGUCAAUUUGACUCGAUCCUCCGAUGAGAAGAUUGAGUGUUGUCGCUUUUCUAGGGAUGGCAUGAAGCCAUUCCUGUUUUGCACAGUUGCAAAAGGUUCCAAAGUUGUUACUGUUGUCUGGAACAUAAGUGAUUGGAAGAGAAUUGGAUACAAAAGACUUCUGGGAAAGCCUAUAGCCACACUUUCAGUUAGCUUGGAUGGAAAGUAUCUGGCAUUAGGAAGCCAUGACGGUGACUUCUGUGCUGUUGAUGUAAAGAAAAUGGAAGUUUCUCACUGGAGCAAGAAGGCCCAUCUUGGUUCCCCUGUCACAUCCAUUGAGUUCUGCCCUACUGAAAGGGUCGUAAUCUCCACAUCCAAUCAAUGGGGAGCAGAGCUAACGAAACUGAACGUGCCUGCUGACUGGAAAGAAUGGCAGCUCUGGCUUGUGCUCCUGGCUCUCUUCCUGGCGUCUGCUGCCCUGUUCUACAUGUUCUAUGAGCGCUCGGACUCAUUCUGGAACUUUCCCAUGGGGCGGAACCAGCCCGCCAAGCCGUGGAGCGUGCUGAAGGAGUCCCCUCCGGUCCCAGAGGACCAGACUCCAUGGUGAUGUUUUGCAUUAGAUCAUCCACUUGCAGCGAUCGUCUCUGGAAGUCCAUCGAGUGUUGUUUUAUUUCACUAAAAAUCGUCAAUGAUUGUUCUACCACUACGGUUUUCCACUGAUCUAUGAUCUGACCACACAAAUUUGUAACCGCGGACUGCGAUAAUUCAGAACAAAGUGGUAGUACCUGAACACUUUCUGUAUAUUGAGGGGACAUGCUGUGUGAUUCUGUAUUCUAACAUUGCUCGUUUACCGGUAAUUUGAAGGGAGUUAGAGCUUGCAGAA
Panicum hallii is the source of this 1599-nucleotide messenger RNA. Its product is annotated as SEC12-like protein 1. The coding region runs from base 130 to 1323 and encodes 397 amino acids. Gene Ontology annotation, cellular component: endoplasmic reticulum membrane. Gene Ontology annotation, molecular function: GTPase activator activity; guanyl-nucleotide exchange factor activity; protein binding. The transcript has 10 exons. The record is from RefSeq and is a predicted model, not a curated record. NCBI's taxonomy places the organism in Eukaryota, Viridiplantae, Streptophyta, Magnoliopsida, Poales, Poaceae. Gene Ontology annotation, biological process: protein secretion.